CAGAGAGGCAGCGCUCCGGCAGAGAGCCUGUUCGAGGAGAGAUAGAGGCUGUCUGUCUGCGCUGCGACUCAACCCAUCACCGGCGGGGAGGCUGCACCUUCUGUCGAGCACGGACCUGAACCAGCCGGGCUCGCCUCCAGAGCCCUCCAUAUGGGCUCACCAUGCGCAGGAUACGGGCCAACGCCAUCGCGAUUCUGACCGUUGCGUGGAUCCUGGGGACGUUUUAUUACCUGUGGCAGGACAACAAGCCCCAGUCGUCGCCGUCGUCGUCGGCGUCUCAGACCCGCGGCAGGGGCCAUGGCCAGAAGGUGGUCUCCGGUCGGCUGGAGAUCCACCGGGACGACCGGACCAUCCCGCUGAUAGUGACACAGCCCCCGCGGGCGGAGGGGCAGAGCCAGCUGCUGGGCGGCCUCGACGAGAAGGCCUACCUCGCAGGGAAGCAGCUGAAGCCGGGGGAUGAUCCAUACAGAGACCACGCCUUCAACCUGCAGGAGAGCGACCGGCUGGGCAGCGAGCGAGCCAUCAGAGACACCCGACACUACAGGUGUGCCUCUCUGAAUUAUGACGCAGACCUUCCCUCCACGAGUAUCAUCAUCACUUUCCACAACGAGGCCCGCUCCACUCUCCUUCGCACCAUAAAAAGUGUCCUGAUGCGAAGUCCUCCAUCUCUGAUUCAAGAAAUAAUCUUGAUAGAUGACUUCAGCUCUGACCCUGAGGACUGCCAGCUGCUCUCUCAGAUCCCCAAAGUGCGCUGCCUGAGGAACGGACGGAGAGAGGGUCUGAUCCGAUCACGUGUGCGAGGAGCCAACACGGCCUCGGCCUCCAUCUUGACCUUCUUGGACAGCCACUGCGAGGUCAACACUGAUUGGCUGCAGCCGAUGAUCCAGAGAGUGAAGGAGGACCAUACGCGAGUGGUCAGCCCCAUCAUUGACGUCAUCAGCCUGGAUAACUUUGCCUACUUGGCGGCCUCAGCUGACUUGAGAGGAGGGUUUGACUGGAGUCUCCACUUCAAAUGGGAGCAGAUUCCCAUCGAGCAGAAAAUGGCGAGAAGCGACCCCACACAGCCAAUCAGGACUCCCGUCAUCGCUGGUGGGAUUUUCGUCAUGGACAAGAGCUGGUUCAACCACCUGGGCCAGUAUGACACCCACAUGGACAUCUGGGGAGGGGAGAACUUUGAGCUUUCUUUCCGGGUGUGGAUGUGCGGAGGAAGCCUGGAGAUUCUUCCCUGCAGCCGCGUGGGUCACGUGUUCAGGAAACGACACCCAUAUGACUUCCCAGAAGGCAAUGCCCUCACCUACAUUAAGAACACCCGGCGGGCUGCUGAGGUGUGGAUGGACGAGUAUAAACAGUACUACUACUCUGCGAGGCCAUCAGCCCAGGGCAAGGCCUUUGGCAGCAUUGCAGACCGACUGACACUGCGGCGGAAGUUGAACUGCAAACCUUUCCGCUGGUAUAUGGAGAACGUCUAUCCUGAGCUGAGGGUCCCGGAGCAGGAAGCGGUGUCCAGUGUGCUGAAACAAGGCGGGCUGUGUCUGGAGACCCGUGGGACAGAAGCCCUCGGUCUGGCAGAGUGCAGGACCAUCGGCGUCAGCAGGCCGCAUUCGCAGAGAUGGGAACUAAUAGAGCCACUGAUCCGGCAGCAGGACCUCUGCCUGGCCAUUUCGGCCUUCACGGCAGGGUCAAAGGUCAAGAUGGAGCCCUGCAAUGCAAAAGAGCCCAGACAG
Molecule: messenger RNA, 1724 nt
Organism: Morone saxatilis (striped sea-bass)
Lineage: Eukaryota; Metazoa; Chordata; Actinopteri; Moronidae
Gene: galnt16
Product: UDP-N-acetyl-alpha-D-galactosamine:polypeptide N-acetylgalactosaminyltransferase 16
Cellular component (GO): Golgi apparatus
Source: RefSeq, a predicted model, not a curated record